Molecule: messenger RNA, 2016 nt
Organism: Naegleria gruberi
Lineage: Eukaryota; Heterolobosea; Eutetramitea; Acrasida; Naegleriidae
Exons: 2
Coding region: 1-2016 (671 amino acids)
Source: RefSeq, a predicted model, not a curated record
AUGUUACCAUCAUCAUCUGCUGCCGCAUCUUCGCCUUCGAAGAAUAAACAAAACGAAAAGGAAGAUUCCUUGUCAAAAGAACAAGUUAUUGUCGAUAGAAAGUACUAUGAAAAUUUACCACCUCCUUCCUUUAAACAAAUGUCAGAAUUUUGUAGAAACAUUCUCAUGAAGAAAUCAGGAGCCACCUUUCAUAACUCCAAUGCCAAGUUAAUUCCCUACCGAGGAUUCCCAUCCAUUUAUCAUGCAGAGACAUUCUUCAUGUUGGUUUCUGAUCGAUUGGGAUGCAUGGAUUGUCAUUCCUUUCUUGAUCGUUAUGAAAUAAUUGAAAAUCCAAGCAAGGAAAAUGAUGAUUUGAUGAGAAAGAUUAAAAAGAAAUCGUUGGAUCAGUUGCAAAAUUUGAUAAAGAGCAAGCAAGUGAAUGUUUCAAUUUUGGAUACUGGUAGCAGUGAGCAAAUUAAGAGAAUUCCAUUUGUUGUGGUUCAUGGAAGAUAUUCACCUCCUGAAGCUGCAUUUCUAUUACUUGCUUGGUGUGAUUACUUGGUUAGUGUUUUGGAAAAGUUUAAACUUGCCUCAACUGAAACAGAUCAAUUCUUAUUGAGCAGAAUUGAAUUGGUCAAUCGUGUGAGAAAGGCACUUUCAUGGAGAGUUUCACAUAAACACGCUCUAGAUUUGCAAAAGUAUAUGAAGGAUCAGAAAAUUACAGAAUUUUCCUCAUCCAGCAUUUCCAAUAAGGUUUCCUUCAUGAAUGACAAGUUUAAACCAAUAAUUUCACUUCCAAAGAUUGAUAUUGAAAAGAUUAACAAGAUUUUGAAAGAUGCAGAGCUACCAACAGUCAAUUAUCCACGUAAUUUGAGUGAAUAUAAUUCUUUAUUGGAUACUCUUGAAGAAUUGGCUGGAGUGAAUGCAAGUUCAAUUUCAUUCAGAUUGAGAAAUAGAAAAAACUCAAAACCAACCAAAACAGCAGUCUACUCUCCUCAAUUGAAUCAUCAAACCAGAAAGACCAAUUUACACUCCUCCUUAUGGCAUUUCAGAAAGUACAACAAGUUAUUGGACAUUUGUGGAAGAAUUAGAGGAAGAUUAUGUAAUGUCAGUCAUCCGUACAUUACAGGAGUUGCCACACGAAUUGAUAAAAGUGGAAUGACCACUUUUAUUUUCAAAGAUGAACAUUACAUGUUCGAUGAGACCAGUUAUGAAUCCAUCAUGAAUGACAUUGACGUUCCAUCGGUGGUUUUCGUGGCCAUGGCAGUAAGUCUUUUCAGUGUGAGAAAGGAAUUUACCUUAAACAGUCAAAUUCAAGGUAAACUCGAUCCAUUCCUGGUUAAUAUUUUGGAUAUUUGCAGAUUGAGAAAUGAAAAGACAAGAUGGGAUUUGAUUGCCUCUGUUUAUCCAAUGGAAGACAUUGUUUCGAAUUUAUCAGGAGAAGGUAAAUUGAAACUCUUGUCCAAUUUUCUAGAUUUACAAAUUCCAAUGGCAUUCUUUUUACAGAAACAAUACGAUAUUGGAGUUAAAUAUUGCAUUGAAAAGGGAAUGUCAGUUCCUAGAUCUGGAUCUUCCUCAGUUGACUCGACUGGUUACAAUGCAGUUGUUGGAGCUUGGAAUAAUUCAAUUCGUUUCAUUAGAAUGAUCACUAAAACACUCAAUCAACCACCUCCAAUGCUAUUGAAAUGCAUGAAAUUGACAGCUGCCGAUCAAAUGAAAAUGUUUUCCAUGUAUGGAAGAGGAGAACAUGCUGACGUUGCUCUCUUUGUUGAAUUGGUAAAGAAAGGCAUCACUCCAUGGGGUAUUAUCAUUGGAAAUUGCUCUGUUGCUAUUGAGGACUUGAUCAAAUUAUGUAAGAAAUUCAAAAUUGAUCCAAAUACUUGGUUGGGUUAUACCAAUUACAGAGUUUCAGAUGAUUUUGUGUUUAAUGAAUUGAUUUGUGGAUGUGUCAUUCCAAAUACCAGCAUUGCACAAUCUAUUUUGAAAAAACUCAAUGCCUAUGGAUACAAACCUCAUAAAUCCAUUAAGAAAAAGUAG